AUGGCUCCCAACAGUUUCUCUCUGUCGACGCGGCUCACCCUGUCCAAUGGUCUCUCGAUACCUCAGAUCCACUUGGGUGUCUACUUGAUGUCAAACCGGGAGGCAACUAAAGCAGUGAAAUGGGCACUUCAGGCUGGCUAUCGUGCGGUUGAUUCAGCACAAAUGUAUCGCAACGAGGCAGCCUGCGGGCAAGCCAUUCUUUCCUUUCUGAACGACAAGUCUCUGAACAUGACCGGGUUGGCCCGAAAAGAUAUCUUCUUCACAUCUAAGCUGGCCACCAACAGCAGCUAUGGAGCAGUGCGUUCCUCCAUCAAGCAAUCAGUGGCAGCCAGUGGCCUCGGGUACAUCGAUUUGUUUCUGCUUCACAGUCCGUACGGCGGAAAGGACGCUCGCCUGUCCAGCUGGAAAGCGGUCGAGGACGCCAUUCAGGAUGGUGAGAUCAAGAUUGGAGGGGUGAGUAAUUUUGGUGUCAAGCACCUAGACGAGCUCGCCGCGUCGAAGCCUCGCAUCAUGCCCGCUGUCAAUCAGAUUGAAGUGCACCCUUUCAACACGCGGACAGACAUUGUGCAAGCGUGUCAGAAGUACGGUAUCCUGGUAGAAGCAUACGCUCCUCUAGCGAGGGCCCUGCGUAUGCAGCAUCGUACAAUCGUCUCAUUGUCGAAGAGAUAUAAUUGUACUCCGGCACAGUUGAUGAUUCGGUGGAGUCUUCAGCAUGGAUACAUCCCACUGCCGAAAAGCGUAUCAAAGGAUCGGAUCGAGGCAAACGGGAACAUCAGUCACUUCGAGAUUCAAAACGAGGAUAUGAAGAAGUUGGAUGACCUUGACGAGUACCUUGUUACUGAUUGGGAUCCUGUCGAUGCAGACUAG
Molecule: messenger RNA, 867 nt
Organism: Cladophialophora yegresii CBS 114405
Lineage: Eukaryota; Fungi; Ascomycota; Eurotiomycetes; Chaetothyriales; Herpotrichiellaceae
Product: alcohol dehydrogenase (NADP+)
Exons: 1
Coding region: 1-867 (288 amino acids)
Molecular function (GO): oxidoreductase activity
Source: RefSeq, a predicted model, not a curated record